AUGACUUCUAAGAAUCCAACUCUUUCAUCUAUCGAUGAUAUUCUUGAAAGGCUUUUAUCAUUAGAUUUUUACAGGGAUUUGGUUCAAGAUUCUAAUGAUAAUUUAAAGCAAAUACAAAAAAGAAUAAAAUGGGACUCUCCUCUAGUUCCAUUGCCGUAUAAAAUAUCUUCAGUAGAAGAAUACCAUGCUUCUUUCUUUUCACUCUUUAUGAUAGAGUGCCUCGAGAUUAUAUCGCAAUCAAAGUACAACGAUUUAUCUAUUCCGUCACCUUUAGAGCCGAUAUCUUGUAACAUUUCUGGUGUGUUUGGUUAUGUUACCUUUUCAUUCAGCCAUCCACUUCCGGAUUUCUCACCAGGAGAUCUUGUGUGUUUAUUUUUACGCAAACAUAAUUUCGUUUCAAAUAAAAGGGACAUAAGUACAGUUCUGGGAUAUGGAAUUGAUAAAUAUUCUGGAUCUAACGGAAUGAGCUUAUCGCAUCCAGUGUACGAAGAUUCUAUAAACCACGCAAUAGGAUACUUAGUAUCAAUCCUUAAAAAUAGAAUAGUGUUGAAAAUAUUGCUAUUGCCACCGAGUUUUGCAACGCCAGAGACCUUUGACGAUAGAGACUUGGAUAGGCUCAUGUCAAUACAAAAUCAACUGAGGUAUAUAUAUUCGCCUAGACAAUCACACGCAGUAAAGGGAGACUCGGAAUGCUGGUACGUAUCAAAGCUGAUAUCAUUAACAACAAUACUGCGAGAGUUUAAGGGACUGUGUAUGUUGAGCAAUAUGCCGCUAAAGGAUUCAUUACUGACAGUAAUGUCAGAGAGAAAGAAUACAUUGGACCCAGAUACAACAAAUGAGCUUAUAGUAGAUUUUGAAGUUCCACCACGAUUGAAGAGAACAAUUGAAGAAAACUAUAACUCAGGACAGCUAUCAGCAGUAUCUAACAGUCUAAUGACGGAAGGCAUAUCCCUAAUACAAGGGCCCCCUGGAACUGGAAAGACGACGACCAUAAUGGGAAUUGUCAUACACCUGGGGAGUGAGAACCACAGCAACAGAAGAAUACUCAUCUGUGCACCCUCAAACGCAGCAAUCGACGAGAUCGUAAAGAGGUUGGUGAGUCCGGACGGAGGAAUAUUCGACCCGCAGGGAAACAGAUAUAAUCCAACAGUGACCAGAGUUGGCCCGAAUUUCCACGAGGACCUGAAGGAGUACAGUCUGGAGACGAAGCUUAAAAAGUGGCUGUCUAAGAACAACCUGUCGCACCUCAAGGGAGACAGAGGAAACACAGCGAAAAGGCCUACGAUAAUCAUGGACAUACUGCUCAACAGCGAGAUCGUGUGCUCGACGCUGUCAGGAUGCGGCUCGAGGGAGCUGUACGGCCUGAUAAACUGCUUCGACACGCUGAUCAUAGACGAGGCGACGCAGGCAGUGGAGCUGUCGACGCUGAUCCCAUUCAACCUGGGAUGCAAAAGAGCGAUUCUGGUGGGAGACCCAUGUCAGCUAUCAGCGACGGUCUGUUCGAAGGUGGCGAUACAGCUGAACUACGACCAGUCGCUCUUCAAGAGGCUGCAGCUGUGCGGGUACCCGGUGAACUUCCUGAAGCUCCAGUAUAGAAUGGACCCAUUGAUAACGAGGUUCCCUUCGAUGUACUUUUAUCAGAAUCAGCUCAUUAACGCCAAAAAGUCACUAUCGAAGCCGGAGGAGGACUGGCGCCAGUUCCCUCUGUUCAGGCCGACAGUCUUCUUUGCCAUAGACUCGCACGAGUCUAGGAAUGACACGUCAUAUGUGAACGAAAUGGAAGUGGAUCUAGUGUGCCAGCUACUGGAAAUGCUGAUAGAAAUAAUGUCAACGAUUCCGGGAAUUACAGCGGAGGAAAUCGCGAGAAAGAUUGCAGUUAUCAGUCCCUAUGCUGCGCAGGCUGAAAUACUAAAGUCGACGAUUUCGCAGAGGAUUAAAAUAAAUCCACAGACGAACGUGCCAGAUUACUCUAAGAUUACGCCGUCAAAGACGAAUCAAAUAUACGUAAGCACAGUCGACGGAUUCCAGGGCAUGGAAAAGGACAUAAUCAUAUUCAGCGCAGUGAGAACUAACUACGUCGACCUGACCGCAAACGUCAUCGACGCCUCCUUCAUAGCCGACAGGAGAAGAAUCAACGUAGCGAUAACCAGGGCAUGCAGUAACCUCCUAAUAGUCGGAAAUCCCAGAUACCUUCUUGACCAUAAGCACUGGUCAGCUUUGUAUAACCACUAUGCGAAGACGGGAUCUAUUUUCAUAUGCAAAACAGUAAACAACAAACUUGAUCCCAACUACUUGAAAAACUGGUCUAAAGAGUAUUUGAAAAAGGAUCCGGAUCGAGUAAACGAAUUCUUGAGGAAUAAGUACCUUGUUAAGUUCGUUACUGAUUUAAUGAGUUGA
Theileria orientalis strain Shintoku is the source of this 2397-nucleotide messenger RNA. Its product is annotated as tRNA-splicing endonuclease. Bases 1 to 2397 code for a protein of 798 amino acids. Gene Ontology annotation, molecular function: ATP hydrolysis activity; helicase activity. The transcript is spliced from 6 exons. Lineage: Eukaryota; Apicomplexa; Aconoidasida; Piroplasmida; Theileriidae. The record is from RefSeq and is a predicted model, not a curated record.